GUUUGGUUUUGACAGGGGAGGGGAGAGAGAUAGAUAGAGAGAGCGCUGGCUGGCUGGCUGCACAUUUGGAGAUGGGUGUCGAGCUAGCCUCAAUGCAUGCUGCCAGGACGCUAGCCUGCACAUCGCUUCUCUGCCGGCUAUUGCACUCGCCCGCAAGUCCACCGCGUCUGAUGCCUGCGUUGUAAUCUUGCUGCUUGCUGCUUGCUGUGAGUUUACGGAGAGAGCCUUUUGAGUAAAUGGCCACCGCGGUUGCCGCAGACCAGAAAUCAUGGUGCAGUUACUUUUUCCUUUAUGAUUCUUCGAAGGUUAAGGAGGAGGGUGAUCCAACGAGGGCCGGCAUCUAUUAUUUUUAUCCUUCACAGACCACCGCUGAUCAACAAGAGUUGCUGUGCGGACAAGUAGCUGGUGUGGUGUGCUGUAUUACUGAGAUCUCGGGAAGUCCACCCACGCUAAUCCGCUUGCGGAAGCUGAAGUUUGCCGUCCAAGUGUCGGGAGAGUACCUUUGGGUUCUUGGAUGUGUGAUAGAUGUUCCCGAUGUGAGCUGCAAACACUCUCUGGAUCAUCUUAUCGGCGUCUUUACAUUUUACAAUGGAGCCAGCCAGCAUAUAUACAAGCUGCGGGAGAAAGAUGCGCUGGCCCGGCAGUGGGAUAUCUACAUGCGGCACAUCCAGGAGAACAGCGGUGGGCUGCACCGCACGUUCAACUCCCUGUGGAACCUGGACCGGACUGAUGUGGAUCCUCUCUUGCUGCUGAAGGCUGCCCUUAUUUUACAGAGUUGUCAGCGCUGCCCUGAGAUUCUGGCCGGUUGCAUCCUGUACACCAACCUAAUAGUCAGCUCUCAACUUCCACCAGAAAUAACAGCCAAAAUACAGGCGUACCAGCCUGGAGCGUGCAGUCAGAAUCGGACCGAGACGUUAGAUGAUGCCCCAUUGCCUGAGGGUGUGACAAUAUUAACGGUAUUUGUCACCAAGGAGGAGUCUGCAGCUCUGCGACAGUAUUCAGUGCAGUGGAUAUUUGGGUCACCUGAUAGCCCAAAGCCAGAUUUAUUGGAGAAGGGGAGCGAGAAACGACAGCUCUCCAGAACACUGUCGGACAGCCCGAUCCCUGAGGAAGGCGUGGCGAGCGGCCCCCCUGCUUCGGAGUUUGAGACCUCCUACCUAAACGCCAACGACUGCCGGGCCCCGCCGGAGUUGGCCGGGCCGCUCCAGAAUUACCAAGGAACACUCCGCCACGCGCCAUCGCCACCCGUGGAGUUCGAGCGCGAGUCUUCAGGGACUGCCGACCCUCGCCCCCCGAGCAAAGCCUCAUCGACCUCCUCCCCCGGCCUCUCUCGGCCUUCAGUGCAUUCGGACCAGGGGCAGGGCGUGGGAGGCCCCAAACAUUUUGUUGACCUCUACAUGGAGCUGGUGGAGGGCACCUUGGGACGCCCAGAGACCUGUCCCGGUUGUCACCAGAAGGAAGCCUCCGCCACCUCUGCGGGGAUCUGCUCCGACGAUCUCCAAAGCCUGCCCUCGCACCAAGACCGGAGCUGCCCGCUGGGUCAGGCAGGCCAUGGCGGUGAUGUCGGAGGCCCCUCUGUAGGGUGCGGAGGAGAUGGUUCGGACAUUGAGCGGGCUACGUCCCUGGUUCCUGGACCCGACGACCGAGGGAACUUGGUGAGACUGUGCCUGUACAUUCACACGGUAAAAGGGCUGGUGAUGUCCCUUCUGGCUGAAGAUGGACUCCACGCCCAGCGCGGGGCUAUUGAAGAUGUGUACCACAGCUCUCUGGCGUCUUUAAAUGGGUUAGAGGUGCAUCUGAGUGAGACUCUACUCAGCAAGGGUUUCUGCAACCUACUGGGCUUUAACUUUGCACACUACGACUGCAUUCAACAUAUACUCACAGCUCAGCUCUCUCCUGGGGUACAAAGGGGUCAAUUUCUUCGAGCGACAGCGAUGAUGCACACGGACUUGAACCUCAACAGCGGUAUUCGAGAGAUGACUGUCAGGAAUGCCUCCACCGCCGUGUACAGUUGCCGCAACCCGGCCCAGGAAACCCACUUCCAAUAUCUCGCCACUCCCGCCCGGAACUCCGGCGCUCCCAACCCUCACGACAGUGCGUUUUCUUUGCCGGGAAGAGCCAAGCAGAAGCUGCUGAAGUACGGAGUGAACUUGCUCUGAAGAUGGGUCCGUACUUGAAACGCCACCUGUCCCAUGUCCUCCAGAGAUGCUGCCUCACCUGCUGAGUUCCUCCAUCUCAAGAUUCCAGCAUCUGUAGUUCCUUGUACCUCCAGAGAUGUUGAGGGGAC
Messenger RNA from Amblyraja radiata (thorny skate), 2287 nucleotides. It is a transcript of the gene hps4, whose product is annotated as HPS4 biogenesis of lysosomal organelles complex 3 subunit 2. Gene Ontology annotation, cellular component: BLOC-3 complex; lysosomal membrane; cytoplasmic vesicle. Gene Ontology annotation, molecular function: small GTPase binding; guanyl-nucleotide exchange factor activity. Gene Ontology annotation, biological process: protein targeting; melanosome assembly; vesicle-mediated transport. The record is from RefSeq and is a predicted model, not a curated record. The coding region runs from base 237 to 2159 and encodes 640 amino acids. The transcript has 13 exons. Lineage: Eukaryota; Metazoa; Chordata; Chondrichthyes; Rajiformes; Rajidae.